Messenger RNA from Schistocerca piceifrons (Central American locust), 1415 nucleotides. RefSeq names its product NAD-dependent protein deacylase Sirt4 (gene Sirt4). The record is from RefSeq and is a predicted model, not a curated record. Gene Ontology annotation, molecular function: NAD+ binding; NAD-dependent protein lysine deacetylase activity. The transcript is spliced from 2 exons. Lineage: Eukaryota; Metazoa; Arthropoda; Insecta; Orthoptera; Acrididae. The coding region runs from base 1 to 951 and encodes 316 amino acids.
AUGUGGCCUUUGAGAACGAAAUUUGCAGAUAAAAUGGUGAAGUGUCAGAAUUCUGUUUCCCGUAGCUGUAGUUCUGCGUUCGUGCCAAAGCACAAUCCAGUCAGUGUGGAAGAUUUUAGCAAACUUGUUACAUUCAUUGAGACGUCGCAGAAGAUUGCUGUGCUUACUGGAGCAGGAGUAUCGACGGAAAGCGGCAUUCCUGAUUAUCGCUCGGAAAAUGUUGGCUUAUACGCUCGCUCAUCUUCGAGACCCGUCCAGUUUCAAGACUUCUUGAAAAGUGCUGAAGUUCGUAAAAGGUAUUGGGCUCGCAACUUCAUUGGGUGGCCCAGAUUUUCGUCAUUUUCGCCCAAUGCUACGCACUACGCUCUACGUGAUUUGGAGGUAAUACACCAGAAAAUUGGUUGGGUUGUUACUCAGAACGUAGAUGGCCUUCAUACGAAAGCCGGAAGUAAUAAUGUUGUUGAACUCCAUGGCACGGCAUAUAGAGUAAUUUGCCUAAACUGUGACUAUAAUGUCAGUAGAAACACAUUCCAGGAAAUUCUUCAACAAAUGAAUCCAAAUAUGAAAGCUUCCACGAAAGUGAUACGACCAGAUGGUGAUGUUGAACUGACUCAGGCUGAAGCAGAAAUUUUCCGAGUCCCAGAAUGCCCGUCAUGCGGAGGCAUACUUAAACCAGACAUCAUAUUUUUCGGUGAAAAUGUUCCAAGAAUGCGUGUAGAAAUUGUAAAAAGUAUUGUGGAAGAUUCUGACUCCUUACUAGUACUAGGCUCAUCACUUUCUGUUUUCUCGGGGUUUAGAAUUGUCCUGCAAGCUGCUGAGCUGGAGAGACGUAUUGCAAUUAUAAAUAUUGGCAAGACAAGAGGAGACAGCUAUGCACAUGCAAAACUCAAUGGCAAGUGUGGAGACAUCGUACCAAGACUGUUAGAUCUUUUGUGCUGUUUCAGCAAAUAGCAUUUUUGUCACUGGUAACUAAUGUUUUUGUAGAGACAUAUUGAAAUAGACACGUUUGACUGUUUAAUGUUGUAAAUUUUGAUUUGAUAUGUUGUUAUUUAUAGCUUCAUGAUGUGACAGAAGAUUAAUGAGAAAUAUUAUUUACAACACUACACAUAUUUGGUACAAGACAGGGCUAUUUCUUCUGAAAUAGUGGAACUGGUGAAAACACAUUUUUAACAUAAAAAAUUAUAAAUUAAUGAAUGAAUGCACAAUUGUGUGGGUUAAUUUUAUAUUUCGAAUUUAUUUGACUGUGCUAGUGAACAAUAAGUGUGUGAAGUUCCAGAUUCAGUGUGGUCACUCAUUCUCUUCUGCCAUACACUAUGCAAAUGAGUUACGUUUACAUGUAAAUAUUAUUCUUUUGGACCAUUUGCAGCGACAUCCUUUGUAUCGAUUAACACAAUUAUUACACUAUUUGUUCUGUG